AUGGACUACGUUUGGGAAUUCAAUAUCUCACCUUCGCCUCCUGCGGCGCGAUACAACGAACUUUUCAGUGGCAAACAUGCUGAGGGCGACGACACCUGGAUUACGGAGGCCAAUCUUAAGGUGUUCACACAUAUUCCUGGUGUUCCUGCCGCUUAUGCUGCUGAAGAGCGCGCUGGUUUGGUCCUCUACGUGCGAGGUGUUCCGUUUGGUAUCAAAUCUAGUGUCGUCCGAGACAUGUUUAUGCCAUUCGGCAAGGUUAACAGAUCGCCGGUUCUCAUAUCCGUGGGCAGCCAGGAGACGUUUCGAUGGGUUAUCAUGAAGCAUGCGGAUGAUGCUCAGGAUGCGAAGAGAGCUCUGAAUGGAAGUACCCAUGAGAGCGGCAGUCAGCUGUUCAUCAGUAUGGCUUUGAAUUCUGGGGAGGUGUUCGAACUGCAGGGCAAAGAGCUGCCACAAGGAUCUCAGCCGUUGAGAGACAUCUCACGUCAGAAAGCCAUCAAUGGUCAUGGACACCCGUCUCCGCCUGCUCUCCAGUCAUCUAAGCCUCUGCUGCCUCCGAUUCCAAGAGUUGCGAUUCCUGCUGUUGCUGCCCCUGCUGCACGUCAAUCAGCACCGCACCCCAUUGAGCCUCCAUCACAAACCCGCCUGGUCUCGAAGGUCUCAGAUUCGAGGGACAACAUAUUGUCCUCCGGCGAUGAUACCGCGGCCGAGACUGGUUUGGACCCUGUCGCAGAGCAAAUCAGCACUCAGCCAUCCUCGUGGGCCAACAUCGCCAGCACCUCGAACCCAGAUACACGUAUCAUCGAUCUGCACCCAGAGCACAAGAGCAGCAAUGCUGCUCCACGCCUCAAUCCAACCGGACGCAUCCCUAAAGUAAUCAACGUCCUCCAAGAACCUGUUGAGGAGCAGCACCGCCUGAUCUUUCUAUUGAACCUCCCGCACAAUAUAGGCCUACAAGAUAUCACCCAAGCGGUGACUGAAGGUCCGUUGGUCAGGAUCCAAUUUGGCUACGACAAUGACAACAAUGCACGCUUCGUCGGGAUCAUCUUCCAAUAUGCUGCUCAUGCCGAGGAAUUCUACAACGUUCUAGUUAGAGAGCGAGAGAGGUCCCGACCAGAACGAUUCCGCUUCAUCGUUGAUGUCGUACGUGGUGAUCCCAUCCCCGCAGACGACAUUAUCAGAUCGAUGAGCGAACACCCAUGGGCAACUCGACGUCUCACUAUUGUCAAAGGCAAAUUCUUCUUCAUGUUUGGAGAGCGUCAGCUCAAAGACCUGUGCUGCAAGAUUGCCGGAGAGGAUAACGUGCAAUUGGUUUGGCUCUACAACGGUGGGAAUGCGACGGUUGUGUUUGCGGAUGUGGAGAGUGCCAUCAAAGUCAAGAGAGUAUUGGACAAGAGAGCAAAUGCCAAUCACAAUGGGGUGCAAGGCGCGGAAUCCAUUGUUUGGAAGGGUUUGCAGACUACGUUCUCGAAGGAUCCAUGUAUCCAUCCCUUGGAUUUGAAGACCGCUAUGCAUGACUGA
This is a messenger RNA of Cadophora gregata, 1518 nucleotides long. RefSeq lists its product as uncharacterized. The transcript has a single exon. NCBI's taxonomy places the organism in Eukaryota, Fungi, Ascomycota, Leotiomycetes, Helotiales, Ploettnerulaceae. The coding region runs from base 1 to 1518 and encodes 505 amino acids. Gene Ontology annotation, molecular function: RNA binding. The record is from RefSeq and is a predicted model, not a curated record.